GUGUUGACAGGUGACAGUUUUCCAUAAACAACAACGCAAGCAAAAAUUUACCUUCAAUCGCGCGUCUGAAUUUUACUUUAUUGAAUUUGUACUAACUUUGCGUUAGCUUUUCUUCAGUUUUGGAGUGUGAAUGUGAUCGUGGUUAUUGCGCCACCAAACACGAUGGCACCAACAAUCCAGAACGGCACUAAUGGGGCAGAUAAACGCGGUGCCGUGGCUCGUCCGCAGGAAAGAAGGUCCGAGCUGAUCAGCCGGGUCAAGUACUGCAACACUCUGCCCGAUAUUCCGUUCGAUCUGAAGUUCAUCACGUAUCCAUUUGAAAAUGAUCGUUUCAUCCAGUACAAGCCGACCUCGCUGGAGCGGAACUAUCGCUACGAGGUUUUGACGGAGCACGAUCUGGGAGUGACUAUCGAUUUGAUCAAUCGGGAACUGUAUCAGAUUGACCAUCUGGCGCAGUUGGAUCCGGCCGAUGAAAAGCUGCUGGAAGAAGAUAUUCACACGCCACAGGAUUCGCUCCGUAGCAGUCGGCAUGCCAAAUCCGUUUCAUGGUUGCGAAAAUCGGAAUACAUUUCAACUGAACAAACUCGCUUCCAGCCGCAAACGAUGGAGAAAGUUGAAGCCAAGGUGGGUUUUAACGUGAAGCAGAGCUUGCGCGAGGAAACCCUGUACAUGGAUAGGGAGGCCCAGAUCAAGGCCAUCGAGAAGACGUUCGAUGACAACACGAAGGAAAUUACUGCUCACUACAGCAAGCCGGGAGUUACAGCGGUGGAGAUCCUUCCUGUUUUCCCUGAUUUCGCAAAUUGGAAAUAUCCUUGUGCUCAGGUCAUAUUCGAUUUUGAUCCGGCUCCGGCGGGCAAGAACGUUCCGGCACAGAUGGAAGAAAUGUCCCAGGCUAUGAUUCGUGGUGUCAUGGACGAAAGUGGCGAGCAGUUCGUUGCAUACUUCUUGCCCACGGAGGACACGCUUGAGAAAAGACGUCGUGAUCUUGUUAAUGAAACUUUGUAUGAAGACGAGGAAGAGUACGAGUAUAAGAUGGCUCGUGAGUACAAUUGGAACGUUAAGAGUAAGGCUUCUAAGGGUUACGAAGAAAACUACUUCUUGGUGCUUCGCCAGGAUGGAAUGUUUUACAAUGAGCUGGAAACUCGUGUUCGUCUGAGCAAACGUCGUCAGAAGGUUGGUCAACAGCCAAAUAACACGAAGUUGGUUGUGAAGCAUCGUCCAUUGAAUGCUUCGGAGCAUCGUAUGCAGCGCUAUCGAGAGCGUCAAUUGGAACCGCCCGGUGAAGAGGAUGAUGAGGAUAUUGAAGAAGAGGAGGAGGAGGAAGAGGACAUGGAGGAAGAGAUUCAGGAAACUCAAGAUCAGGACGAAGAUAAAGAAAACGACGGAGAAGGCGAAGAGGACAAGGAUGAAGAAGCACGAGGCCGUUCCAGGUCUCGUUCUCGCAGCGGAUCCGAGCGCUCUGGUUCCCGCUCGGGAUCUGGAUCGCGGUCCCGUUCUGUGUCACGUAGUCGGUCACGCUCGGGAAGUCGCUCGCAUAGUCGCAGUCGCUCCAAGUCUGGCAGCCGUAGUCGCAGCGCUUCUCGCUCCAGAUCUCGUUCAGCGGGCACGAGAUCUCGAUCGGGUUCGCGCAGCCGAUCUGUAUCUCGGUCCCGAUCGCGUUCACGUUCUAGAUCAGGAUCCCGCUCCAGAUCCGGGUCUCGAUCGCAGUCAGCAGGCUCGAGAUCGCGUUCUGGCUCGAGAAGCCGCUCGGGUUCACCGGCUUCCAGAAGAGGGUCCCGCAGUCGCUCUGGUAGUCGUUCCGGAAGUGAACAACGGUCGGGAAGUGGAUCAGAAUAAACCAAACCGUAAAGGCAAGCUGGCAACCAAUAGUUUCUCUUUCUAUCUUAAUAUGACAUGUAUCAUUCAUUAAUGCAUAUUGAAAAUAAAAUGUUCUAGAAGCCGA
Messenger RNA from Armigeres subalbatus, 1942 nucleotides. RefSeq names its product RNA polymerase II-associated factor 1 homolog (gene atms). NCBI's taxonomy places the organism in Eukaryota, Metazoa, Arthropoda, Insecta, Diptera, Culicidae. Gene Ontology annotation, cellular component: Cdc73/Paf1 complex. Gene Ontology annotation, molecular function: RNA polymerase II complex binding; chromatin binding. Bases 163 to 1836 code for a protein of 557 amino acids. The transcript has 2 exons. The record is from RefSeq and is a predicted model, not a curated record. Gene Ontology annotation, biological process: transcription elongation by RNA polymerase II.